CCUGCCAGCAGGUCUGGGGGCGGGACCUGAGUCGGUCCCUCCGGCCUACAGGCUCCACCGCUUCUCCGCUGUCCACCUCAGCUUCCUGCCACCCUCCUGUCUCCAGCAUGCCUGGUCCGACCCCCAGUGGCACUAACGUGGGCUCCUCAGGGCGCUCUCCCAGCAAAGCAGUGGCCGCCCGGGCGGCGGGAUCCACAGUCCGGCAGAGGAAAAAUGCCAGCUGUGGAACGAGGAGCACAGGCCGCACGACCUCAGCAGGCACUGGGGGGAUGUGGCGAUUCUACACAGAAGAUUCACCGGGGCUCAAAGUUGGCCCUGUUCCAGUAUUGGUUAUGAGUCUUCUGUUCAUCGCUUCUGUAUUUAUGUUGCACAUUUGGGGCAAGUACACUCGUUCAUAGAUUCGGCUACAUCCAUCUGUCUGUCAUCUGAAGAAGAAAGGAAAAAAAACCAACAUAUCUUGGACCAAAAGCAUAGUGAUUUUCUGUUCAUGAGAAAGAAAUUUUCUGUAAGCUUACUGUUUUACAGGGAACUUAAUGAAAAUUGAUUUUAAGGAAUCAUUUUUUUUUCUGUGGCUAAUAAACUUUUAAAUUCAUA
Molecule: messenger RNA, 594 nt
Organism: Mesoplodon densirostris (Blainville's beaked whale)
Lineage: Eukaryota; Metazoa; Chordata; Mammalia; Artiodactyla; Ziphiidae
Gene: SEC61B
Product: SEC61 translocon subunit beta
Exons: 4
Coding region: 108-398 (96 amino acids)
Biological process (GO): intracellular protein transport
Cellular component (GO): Sec61 translocon complex
Source: RefSeq, a predicted model, not a curated record